Drosophila bipectinata is the source of this 547-nucleotide messenger RNA. RefSeq names its product dentin sialophosphoprotein. The record is from RefSeq and is a predicted model, not a curated record. Lineage: Eukaryota; Metazoa; Arthropoda; Insecta; Diptera; Drosophilidae.
UGUGUUGGCCGAAUUCAAGCUAAUAGGUUAAACAAUUGGCAAGGCCUUUGCCAAAAAAUUUUGGUAUAAAAGCUGGUGGUGAAAGUUCACUCAGCAUCGAAAGCAUCUCAAGCAUCAUUCAAUCACUAAAUAUGCAGUCCAACAAAGUUUUCUUCCUGGUGUUCGGUGUCCUGGCCCUGAUGUUGGUGGCCAAUGUCUCCUCCGCUGCCAUUGACGACCAGGAUGUGAUCAGCGAUCGUCGGUACCGCUGGGAUUCCUCGGAGCAAGAGUCCGAUGAGGCGCCCAAGUACUUGGAGCAGGCUGAUGAUGUAGAAGAGGAUGACGAUCAGGACAGCGGUUCCGACGAGGAUGAUGUAUCCGAGGGCAGCGGAUCCGACGAGGAUGGCAGCUACUACUUGGUCUCCGAGUGGUACGAGCCCAUUGACGGCAAAUCCUGGGAAGACUUGGAAAACGACUCUGAUGAGAGCGACUCUGACGAAUCUUAAACAUUCUGUUUCCAACGUUCAUUAAUUGUUUUUAUAAUCAUUUAUUUUAUCCAUGUUGAAAA